AGUGCGCAGCAGAAAGGAGCGCCGUGUUUCGAGCAUGCGCAGUAGAAAGGAGCGCCGUAUUUCGAGCAUGCGCAGUAAAUAGAGACGGAGGCGGCCAGGAGAGGAACAGGAGAUUCGGGAUCUGGGUAUCGGAAGAGGAGAAUUAACAAAUGGGAAACUUCAAACCUAACAGCACGUCACUUAAUUUCAUUGGGGUCUGAGUAUCAUCAUGUUGACUAUGGAAGGAAAAAAGUAUGCCUAUGUUGCCACUUAGAAAACAUUUCAAAUAUCAAUGUGACUGGAAAAGCAACGAGACCACAGAAGAGUGUUCCAAUGCAGACACGGGGGAAGGAGCUUUAACAGUUACACAACUGAUAAAACAUUGCCCCAUUUCACAGUGGGGAAAGACUGUGCACGUGUUGAGUUGCGUGUGUGUGUCGGUGGGACUUGAACUGAUCAUCCAACCUAGAGAAACACAUGGAUACUCGCAGCAGGGCAAAACCGUGGAAAUGUGGGGACUGUGGAAAGGGAUACAAUUCCCCUUCUCAGUUGGAAAUUCAUCGACGCAGUCACACUGGGGAGAGGCCCUUCACCUGCUCAGUGUGUGGGAAGGGAUUCACUCAGUCAUUCUGCCUCCUGGUGCACCAGCGACUUCAUACCAAUGAGAAACCUUUCAGUUGCUCUCACUGUGGGAAGAAGUUCCGGUCUUCAUCCAACCUCACUGAGCACCAGCGAGUUCACACCGGGGAGAGACCGUUUACCUGCCCUGAGUGUGGGAAGGGAUUCACUUGCUCUUCACAUCUCACUGAUCACAAGCGUCGUCACACAGGAGAGAGGCCAUUUGUGUGUUCUGUGUGUGGGAAAGGAUUCACUAAAUCAUCGCACCAUCUAAGCCACCAGCGACUUCACACGACCGAGAGACCAUUCAUCUGCUCUGUUUGUGAGAAGGGAUUCACUAGUUCUUCUCAGCUUCUGGUUCACCAGCGAACUCACACUAAAGAGAGGCCUUUCAGCUGCUCCGUAUGUGGGAAGUGCUUCACGUGCUCAUCACACCUCACUUCACACUUUCGUGUUCACACCGAAAGCAGGCCUUAUAAAUGUUCUGACUGUGAGAAGAGCUUUAAAACCAGAAGGGAUCUGGUGAACCACCAACGUAUUCACACUGGUGAAAGGCCUUUCACCUGCACUGAAUGUGGAAAGAGCUUCGCUCGUUCAUCCACCUUGCGAAAACACCAGCGAGUUCACCGAUGACUUGUGAGAAUAAGAUGUUUGUGUUGUUAGGAUAUCAGAUAUUAAUGUGCAGGUCAUUCAGGAUUAAUUUUAAGGAAGAGACAGAGCAUAAUCAGUAUUUGUAACAACAUUGUAAUGAAAUAAUUGAAUAAACAAAGAUAACUAUGUUUUGUUCAG
Molecule: messenger RNA, 1386 nt
Organism: Pristis pectinata (smalltooth sawfish)
Lineage: Eukaryota; Metazoa; Chordata; Chondrichthyes; Rhinopristiformes; Pristidae
Product: zinc finger protein 256-like
Exons: 2
Coding region: 457-1230 (257 amino acids)
Biological process (GO): regulation of transcription by RNA polymerase II
Cellular component (GO): chromosome
Molecular function (GO): chromatin insulator sequence binding
Source: RefSeq, a predicted model, not a curated record